AUGAACAUAGCUCGCGAAACUAGGAAGGGUAAUAAGGAAAAGCCAGCACGUCAAGAGGGUGGUACCAACAACCCAACUGCCCCUCCCACAGCUGUCAACCCUCUCCCCAUCAGCGCAACCUCGACUGCCCCCACCAUCAAGACGACACCAACACACGCAGCUCCUCCAGUCAGUGGAACGAGCGGUGAGCAGCGAGCUAUGUCAACAAUGAAACCUCGCGCUGUCAGUGCAAGGAACAUUUAUGCAGAGAAAUUCAAGGACGAAAUUUUGGCAGAGGCUGCUGCUGGUGCUCAAGGCAAAGGAGGAGGCGGGUUUUUGGGCCCCUACCAGAAGGCGAUAACUGAACGUAUGAGGAAGCUGAGCGACAAAGAAAUGGCAGAACUUGAAGAGGCGGCAAAAGAGUACAAUGAUGGUCGUGCGGUGAAGCCGCCAAUGGAUGUCAUCCUCCAAAAUCAAGAACAGCUUGAGUUAGCUGUAGCUACAGCACUACAGCAGAUGAUCGGUGAUGACUGGGGGCAAUAUGGGGACGUCUCGUUCGUCGUUCACACCAUCAAACCUGUUGCAUAUGGUGAACCAGAAGUAAGAAUGUUAUCCGUGACUCGGACAAAGGCCGAAGGCUUCAAGAUCGCCGACGAUGAUUUCCGGAAAUUCGAAGACAGCUUUCUGAAGCCGCUGAAAAAAUGGCACAAGUCCCAGACUAAGGGUAAAGGCAAGGAUACCAGAGACGAGGCCCAUGUUGAAGAUUUCACAAUGGAGAGAAGCGACACGCCUCCUGGUCCUGAUGCAGCACCCAACAAUGAAGGAACAGCAAACAAUGAAGAUGGAGAACAUGCUGACCAUCGAGGUGUACUUACGACUGAGCUCAUCGAAAACUGCACAAGCCAACAAGCAGGUACCCUGUUGCCUGACGAGUCUAUUUUUGAUCCACCUGCCACUCCCGCAGUGUCUAUGAACGAUGUUUGGCCUGCAUCACCAGAAGCCACCGAAUAUGUUCCAGAUGUUCAUGCAGUCGAAAACGACCUGCCAGAAGGCAUGGAGGUGACGAGUUCUGUUGGAGUUUCUCAUUCUGCCACAUCAGAGUCCGACGUUUUACCUGCUGAGACAGUGAGCCAAGGACAAGGAGUCACAGGUGAAGGGUCAACUCUCCAUGAACAAGAGGGUGACAAUGAAGAAGAGGAAGAGAUAGCCUUGAACAUUCCCACUAAGGCCAGCACGAAGAGGCGUAAAGGCAGCCAGGGAGGCAGGAAAGCUGCAACAAAGAAGAUUAAAACCAGCUCGGUUACCUCCCGAAAGAAACG
This is a messenger RNA of Marasmius oreades (fairy-ring Marasmius), 1298 nucleotides long. RefSeq lists its product as uncharacterized. NCBI's taxonomy places the organism in Eukaryota, Fungi, Basidiomycota, Agaricomycetes, Agaricales, Marasmiaceae. The annotation marks the transcript as partial. The transcript has 5 exons. The record is from RefSeq and is a predicted model, not a curated record.